AAUACUUUCUGUACUUUUAGAUGCUGGUUCCAGCUGUUGCCUUCACCACGCUGGGGAAAUGUAGUUGCUGCUGGAAUGAGAGUUUAAUGAUGUGUGGGUCAGUGUUGGCAGCUGUGGUUGGUCUGGUGGGGUCUGCCUACUGUUUCAUCGUAUCAGGGUAUGCACUCCUGCAGGGCCCCCAAUGCUUCACCUCGUAUGGAUGGUCGUAUCCCUUUGCAGACCAAAAGGGCAGGUAUCUUCUGCAGCCAGAAACGUGGACACGGUGCCUUCAGCCGGUUAACAUCAUAGAGUGGAACAUCACUCUGCUGUGUGUCUUACUGGGCCUGGCAGUGCUGGAGUUCAUCAUCUGUCUCCUACAACUGGGAAAUGGCCUAGUCAACGCUGUCUGCCGGCCCUGCUGCUACAAGCAGGAGUACAGUCUUAAUGCUUAGAUUCAUCUGCACAGACAUACCACAGAUGCAUAUAGAUACAACCAUAUCGUACAUGUACAUUACAGUAAUGGACACGAGCACAAAAGGAAGUCUCCACACAUAACCUCACUGCAACGUGUGUGCGUGUGUGUGUUUGAUUACAGCACCACAUCUCCAGUCAGCCAGGUUAGAUUUGUAAUCAGUUUAUUUUCAAGUUCAGUCAAAGUCACCAGUGGUGCCAGGAUAUGUGUCUGCAACAAUGUAGCUCUGUAUGACUUUUUUUAUUCCAUAAGUAGGACAUUGUAACUUACUUUAAAAGCAGGCAUAGCAAGCCAACAUGUACAGAUAGUAAGAGAGGAUGGGAGUAUUAGGUUUACUGAAGUAAAGUCUGUCAAACGUGGUGCACAGGCUUGCUCAGUUUCUUCACUGUUGUUUUAUGUUGUAUGCUACACAGCUGUGUUAACAUUUUAAAGGCCUGAAGAGAACUACGUUAAUAACAGAGCAAUCAGUAUCAAAUCAACUGCCUGAUAUUGUUUGAUAAUGUGAACAUUACCUUCUUUUGGGUAUUUCCUUUCCCUGGUUAAUGGUGUUUUUGCAAGAAACAGUGCGUGUUGCCAUGAUUAUAGUCUUUGAAUGUGCCGUCUUGGCUAAAAUGAAGCACAGUGAUGUGCCCUUUAUGUCUAAUUUUAUUUUUGUGGUCCCAGGACUUGCAGUGUGUUGGAUCACACAUGCAACACAAGCCGAUUUUCUUUUUGUGCAUGUGUGUGUGUGAGUGUGCGUGUAUGUUUUUACAUCUAUUUUAAUUUUCAGUAUACUUUGUUGUAAAUUGUUGUCUUAAUGUUUCUCAGAUGCUAGUCCAGUGUUAACAAAC
Molecule: messenger RNA, 1281 nt
Organism: Pundamilia nyererei
Lineage: Eukaryota; Metazoa; Chordata; Actinopteri; Cichliformes; Cichlidae
Gene: tm4sf1
Product: transmembrane 4 L six family member 18
Exons: 3
Coding region: 21-431 (136 amino acids)
Cellular component (GO): membrane
Source: RefSeq, a predicted model, not a curated record